AUGGCUCUUCAAAAGCUUUUUGGGGAUGGGUCGGCGGCCGACACCGCCCCUAAGAGCUCUGGAGCCCAAGCCCACGUCGACGAGUUCACAUCCAAACACGAUCAUCUCGACCGCGACCAGCUUGCUCGACUCGGCAAGAAGCAGGUUCUGAGACGCACUUUUGGCUUCUUUUCCAUUGUCGGCCUCAGCUGCACCGUCCUGAUCACGUGGGAGGGAUCUCUCAUCCUGUUCCAACAAGGCUUGAUGAAUGGCGGCCCGGCCGGCGUCAUCUACAGCUACCUCUUCGUCUGGCUCGGCAACCUCAGCGUCUUCUCCACCCUCUCCGAGCUCGCCUCAAUGGCCCCGACGUCCGGCGGACAAUACCAUUGGGUUGCCAUGCUGGCGCCCCGGUCCUGCUCCAAGGUCCUCAGCUACGUGACGGGCUGGCUGGCGGUGGGCGGAUGGCAGGGCACUGUGGCCACUGCCAGCUACCUGUCCGGAAGCAUGAUCCAGGCCCUAAUCAUCAUGACUGUAUCGUCUUAUGAGCCGCAGCCAUACCAAGGAACUCUCCUUUCCUGGGCCGUUGCCGCGUUCUGCGUCUUCAUCAACGUCUUGGCCAGCGUCUGGCUGCCUCGCUUCGAGAGCCUCAUCCUAGUCCUCCACAUUGCCGGCUUCUUUGCCAUCCUCAUCCCCGUUGUCGUCCUUGGACCGCAUAGUGAUGCUAGUACUGUCUUUACCACAUUCCAGAACGGCGGCGGUUGGCCAACGCAAGGAUUGUCCUUCUUCGUUGGCAUGAUUGGACAAGUAUUUGCCUUUGUCGGCGUCGACGCUGCAUUUCACCUGUCCGAAGAGGUCCACAACGCCGCCGUCGUUGUGCCCCAAUCAAUCAUAAUGAGCAUGUUGAUCAACGGCACGCUGGGAUUCGCCAUGAACAUUGCAGUACUGUUCUGCAUGGGAAACCUGGAUGAUGCGCUGAACUCCAAACUGCCCUUUGCCUUUAUGGAAAUAUUCCUGCAGGCCACUCGAUCAGUUGCUGGAGCGGCCACAAUGUCGUCGCUGGUGUUGGUUCUUGCCAUAUCGGCCACCGUCGGCAUUUACGCGUCGACAUCUCGAGUAUUCUGGUCGUUUGCCCGCGACCGAGGUCUUCCAUUCUGGAAGGCACUUUCCAAGAUCGACUCUCGGACCGCCGUUCCGCGCCGUGCAGUCCUCCUCACUGCCACCAUAUCUUGUUUACUGGGACUCAUCAACAUUGGAUCCUCCACAGCGUUCAAUGACGUGGUAUCAUUGUCAGUCUCGGGUCUCUACGCAUCGUACCUCAUAGCGACGGGUUUGCUCCUCUACCGCCGCUGCACCAGCGGGUUCGCAUUGCCUGAUACUUCGGCCCCGCUACCUGCCCUCGCCAAUACGGCUGGUGCAGAGCUGGUUUGGGGAAACUGGCACGUCCCUGGUGCAUUGGGCAUCAUCAACAACGGAGUGGCGUGCGUCUACCUGGUCAUUGUGCUGUUCUUUAGCCUCUGGCCUCCGGUCACCCCGGUUAACGCGGAGACCAUGAACUACAGCGUCCUGGUCACAGGCGCAGUCGCCAUCUUCAGUGCCAUCUAUUACUUUGUCUGGGCGAGGAAGGUGUACAAGGGUCCAGUCGUCGAGACCUGA
Messenger RNA from Purpureocillium lilacinum, 1632 nucleotides. RefSeq lists its product as uncharacterized. Gene Ontology annotation, cellular component: membrane. Gene Ontology annotation, molecular function: transmembrane transporter activity. Gene Ontology annotation, biological process: transmembrane transport. The record is from RefSeq and is a predicted model, not a curated record. Lineage: Eukaryota; Fungi; Ascomycota; Sordariomycetes; Hypocreales; Ophiocordycipitaceae.